This is a messenger RNA of Naegleria lovaniensis, 1392 nucleotides long. RefSeq lists its product as uncharacterized. The coding region runs from base 1 to 1392 and encodes 463 amino acids. The transcript has a single exon. Lineage: Eukaryota; Heterolobosea; Eutetramitea; Acrasida; Naegleriidae. The record is from RefSeq and is a predicted model, not a curated record.
AUGCCUUUGACUCAACUGCCGAAUAACAACUCUACACCAUCAUCAUCGGUUUCUUCGGGAUCAUCAUUGCAGAGGUCUUCCACCAUUGGAGCGAAUACCAUCAUGAAUGCCACUACGGGACCUUACGGAUCUGCUUCCACGAGUGCUUUAAAUGUUGGUAGAAAUUUAUCAACAGCCUCUACUGCUACUCCUUCUCGGAAAGUAUCUCAGCCUCCUGUAACGAAUAAUACAAUGAUUUCUCUUGGAGUGUCUCCACCAUCAUUGAGUUCAUCAAUUUCUACAAACACGAAUCAUCAUGUGCAAAAUAAUAAUAAUCAAAUUAAUACCUUUUCUUCAACAACAAGUGGUACACCCUCAUCAUCCUCUCACUACACAAGUAAAGAAUAUGAACAAGUGAAUCAAGUAUUUGAUGGCCUCUCCAUGAGUAUUCAUCAAUUGUAUCAUCAAUUAAAACAAACACAGGAUAGUAUUCGGAAAAUAUCAGAGACUCAGCAAUUACAGUUGGACUCAGCUUCUGUCCACAGUCAACGUAUUCUCGAGAGGCAGUAUGGUGAAGAUCAGCAAAAACAAGAAUCUCUCACACUUGAGGAGGUGACAAGUGGAGUUCAUGAAGAUCAAGUUGUGAACAACGCCGCGGCUACUCAGCUAAACUCAUCAUCAGCAACAAUUCCAUCGGUAAUGUCAUCGGUCAUGACGAACACAACAUCUUCGACUGCCGUUAAUAAUAGUAUUGCAACUUCAGCACUUGAACAACGUUCGUUCCUAAAGAAUGUCUCUGCCGAUGUCUCUUCGUCAUCACUUCAUGACACUACGAUAUUUUCAGAGCUGCAAUCAGAGUUAACGUUGAAAAACGAAGAAAAUGCGACUUUAAAACUGAGAAUUCAAGAGUUACAACAUCAAAUAGAAACACUCCAAAAACGAGUGGCUUCUAGUACCUAUAUCAUUGAGCCAGUUUCAAAACCGCUUGCGCAUGAGUCCUCGCUCCAUGAUGAAGAUUCAACUGAGUCCUUGAAGGAACAACUUGCAACACAAAAAGAAAUUAAUAGAAUUCAAUCUGUAAAAAUUACCAAUUACGAGUCAGCUAUCAAAUUAAUACUUUCAAGAUCUCACGACAAAAUGGAAGAACUCAAGCGGGAAAAUAAUACCAUGACAGAAUUAAUGAAAAAAGAAAAUCAAACGUUACAAGCUUUAAAUUCCAAGCUUUUAAAUCAAAACAUUGUGUUAAAAUCAAGACUUUUGGAGGUUAUGGAUGUGCUGCGAGAUGCUGCACGACAACGAGAUCUUGAGCUUAUUCAAAACGAAAGUGUGUUAGAUUCUUACAUGACUGAAAGAGAAUUAUUGCUAUCAUUGCUAAAGAUUUCUGAGGAAAAUGGGAACCACACCUCGAAUUAG